Messenger RNA from Dama dama (fallow deer), 2680 nucleotides. It is a transcript of the gene IL33, whose product is annotated as interleukin 33. Lineage: Eukaryota; Metazoa; Chordata; Mammalia; Artiodactyla; Cervidae. Gene Ontology annotation, molecular function: cytokine activity. Gene Ontology annotation, biological process: positive regulation of inflammatory response; positive regulation of cytokine production. The record is from RefSeq and is a predicted model, not a curated record. The coding region runs from base 112 to 936 and encodes 274 amino acids. The transcript is spliced from 8 exons.
AACUGCUGCUGCUGCUGCUAAGUCGCUUCAGUUGCAUCCGACUCUGUGCGACCCCAUAGACGGCAGCCCACCAGGCUCCACAGUCCCUGGGAUUCUCCAGAAGCCUGAAAAAUGAAGCCUAAAAUGAAGUAUUCAACCACCAAAAUUUCUCCAGCAAAGAUGAAAAGCUCAGCAGGCAAAGCCUUGGUAAAAUCUCCCAAGUUGAGAAAAUCCCAAAAGAAGGCCGAAGAAGUCUGUCAGAUGUACUAUAUGCAGCUACGCUCUGGCCUUAAAAUAGAAAAAAAGGUCUGUUACUUUAGGAAAGAAACCACCAGAAGGCAUUCAUCAACAGCUGAGAAGCGUGAAGAGCAUCUGGCAUUAGCUACCUAUGAGCAGCUGAAACACUUUCAACGGUCUGUGAACCAGGACUUCACCUUGGGUAAAACGGGGGUCCAGAAAUACGCUACACCAACUGGCCAUCCAACUAUCAAAGAACAUUCUGCUUCCCUGAGUACAUACAACGAUCAGUUCAUUACUUUUGUUUUUGAGGAUGGAAGCUAUGAGAUCUAUGUUGAUGACUUGAUAGGAGACCAAGAGAAAGACAAGGUGUUACUCCGUUACUAUGAUUCCCAAUUUCCCUCAAGUGAAACAGAUGGUGGUGGUAAUCAUCGGAAGUUAAUGGUAAACCUGAGCCCCACAAAAGACAAAGACUUCUUGCUGCAUGCAAACAGUAAGGAGCACUCUGUGGAGCUACAAAAAUGUGAAAACCAGUUACCAGAACAAGCCUUCUUUGUCCUUCAUGAGAAGUCCUCCCAGUGUGUUUCGUUUGAAUGUAAGAGCAAUCCUGGAGUGUUUCUAGGAGUAAAGGAUAACCACCUAGCUCUAAUUAAAAGAGGGGAACACCCUGAAGAUUCAAAUACACAGAAUAUCACAUUUAAGCUCUCAAACUUAAUGUGAUGGAAAGCUGCAGAUCUUGGGUUGAGUAGCCCAAAUAGCUACCACUGGAGAAAAUAUGAGAUAUAAAGAGACAGAUAACACGAAGGCAAAUGGAAUGUUUAGUAUGGUGUGGAAUGUUUUCCUUAUUAUGUACAAAAAAUUUUUGUAAUCCUUCAGUUCUGUUUUUCAUUUCCCUCUGUAUAUCUCUCUGUAUAUUCUACUGCAUAUUCAAUACAAAUAUUGGAAUAUUUAAUAGCAUACUGGUAAAGAGACUUGCCAACAUUCUGAAGUAUACACCUGACCUUUACUUUUUUCCUACUUGCAAUCCAGAAAGAACUUAGUAUUUAGAGUGAGACCUCUGGGGAGAAGCAAAGGGCCUUAUCCCUAGUCUUGCUUUAGACAAAGAUCAAUUUUAAAGAACUACAUAGGGACAUCAUUUUCCAUGGUUCUAAAUAAUAGCCUCAAACACUUAGAGGCACUAAUAAAAAGACAACUGGAAGCUACACAGAUUGACCAUUUCACAACCAGAAUAAAACAUCAAGAUUAUUUAUAAAUACUCAAAACUUCAGAUGCCUAAAUGGCUAAGCAGGUAAUAUGAAUAUGUGAAAAGGCAAGAACAAUUUUAAAAUUAAGAAAAUUAAACCUAGUAUUUAAAAUUGAAUAAUUCCAUCUCUCAUUUUUAAAAUUUCGAUUUUUAAAGAUUGUGUUAACUUUAAGCAAGGCAUUCUUACAUUAGAAAGUAAAAUAAAUUUUAUUUCAGACAUAAAACUGAAAUUAUUAGGAAUAUCUAACAAACUGGAAUUACUUUUUGAUGCAUUGAGCCACAACAUAUGUUCAGGCAUCCAAGUACCAUGGACUGCCCGUACUAUGGAGGGGCCAGAAGUCCUCUAACCUACUAGAGCUUAUAUGGGACAUAGGAUUAAUAUUACAAUUUCAAUAACUGGCUAUCCCUCAUAUGUUCUUCUGACCCUGACUUUCAGGAACCUAUGACUUUUGAUAUAUUCAUCACCUUAAACAAAAUUUUUUCUAAUCCUUUCUUCUCACAUGUGCAAGUCUUUUUAUCAUCUGAUUUCCCAAUGACACCGCUUACUAUGGAAUAUUCAUGUGACUUGUUCCUUCCUCAUUUCUUUUGACCAACGGUGUCCUUUUGUAUUCCCUGACCUCACUUCUAUAUCACCUGAUCUCUCAUGCCAAUAUGUUUAUUCUGCUUUUUCUACCUGAUGCUGUAGAAUUUUACAUAAACCUAUUGGUGGCAAUAUUUUUCAUUAAACAUCUUUGUGUUUUAUUGUUACUAAGGUACUAAAGCUUAUAGUCAAUCAUAUAACAACAUUUCUCAACUACUAAAUAAGUUUUGCUUAUUUUAAAACCUUAGCAAUUUCUACUGUAAUUUUUCAUAGGUGUAACACUGACAAUAAAUGAUAAACAUAAUGACAAAAUACUUACAAAAUAAGACUUUUUCUGAAAGUGUAGGCUUUUUAAGUUGUUGAGAUAUAUUGACUAUAACUGCUGGUGUAAUGUAAAAGAGACUGAGAAUUACUAUAUGAGGGCAAAAUCUUAUAGAACAAUAUAUCUUUGUUUCAUUAGUUUGUCAAUAAUUUAACUAUAGAAACAACAAUAAAAACAGAAUCUAAAUCAUUUCCUCUGAAAAACACUAAAUGUUGAUGAUGUGUAUCUGUAUAAUAUACUUAAAAUGACUAUUAUUAAGUAACCAAAUAUAUCCAUUACAUUGUUCAUAUUUUUAAAUAAACUGUGUUUUUCAAAAGUA